Messenger RNA from Paramecium sonneborni, 1213 nucleotides. Lineage: Eukaryota; Ciliophora; Oligohymenophorea; Peniculida; Parameciidae. The record is from the annotation of a GenBank genome assembly.
CAAAUACAUGUUAAUUAAGCAAUGUUCUAUUAUAUGUUAAUAAAUAAUAAUGCAAGGUUUAUUGUAGCCAUGUUAAUAAAGUUUAUUGGUUCGUUCACCAACAGAAGGAUCUUUAAAGAGUUAUAGUAGAUAUGAGAGUAAGGGUAAGAAAAGAAUAGUAUACAAAAACAAGAAAGGAGAAAUAGUAGAACCUCAUGAGAAAUUUGCAAGAUCUGAACAUUUUAGUGAAUGUCAUGGUGGUCAUUCUGUUAAAUCUCGAACAACAACACCGACUCCAUCAGAUAGUGUAAAAACAUAAACAAAUUCUAUAUUGGAUUUGUUACCAAUAGAUGACCCAAUUUGGUUAGAGUUGAUUCCUAUAGAAAUUCAGUAAGAUGAAAACUUUAAUUUGGAGAAAUUGAUUAUGGAUAAUUAAGAGUAUUUUGUAAAUUUGAUUGGUUUGUACAUGUAGGAGAGACAAUAGAACAGAAUUUAAGAAAUAAAAGUGUCUCUGCCUUAUAAAAAAUAAACAACAUAUGAGUAAGUAUUCAAGAAAUUGAAAGGAGUUGAUAAAUCAAAUUUUAAUAUAAAGAUGUAUGACUAGAUUCCAGUAGGUUAAUCUCUUCAGUUACAAACGCAAUAUGAAGUAUUAAAUUUUAGAGAUGGUUAUUAGAGUUCUUAUCGUACUCCAAAGAUUCAGUAAUAGGAGAAUUAUAAGCCUGGUUACUUAAAGGAUAAUGCUGAAAUGUUGACUCUGACUAGCUAUAAAUAGAAUUAUAUGAAUUGGAAACCAUGUCUUACAGAUAGAGUUGGACCUUAAAGAGGAUAGAGUACUGGAGCAUUACCAUUUAUAGGCAAGACAUCAUAUUAAGAUAAUUAUAAAGUAAAUAAUUGUGAACCAAUGGAAUCAGCUAAAAAGAGAUCAUUGUAAUAUAUAAAUAUAUUUUAAGGGGUCCUUUUGCAUCUGGAAGUUCAAUGUUAUUUAAAGAGGCAUUAUCUAAGAUUCAUUAUCCAAGUUAUUAGAUUGAAGAAUUAGUACCUCGUAAAUAAAAUAGUACUCAUCAAUAAGGUAGCGCAUCUUAUGAUGGAUAAUUUAAAACCACUUUUAAAAAGUAAUUCCUAAUCAUUUUAUAUCUAUAGUUCAUUUGCUUAUAAAGUACCAGAUCCAAUAGUAUAAGAUAGAUAUUGGAAAUAGAAAUUGCUAUAAAAGAUAUUGGAGAAGAAAUAAAAUUGA